Messenger RNA from Trichomonas vaginalis G3, 1509 nucleotides. RefSeq lists its product as uncharacterized. The transcript has a single exon. The record is from RefSeq and is a predicted model, not a curated record. Lineage: Eukaryota; Parabasalia; Trichomonadida; Trichomonadidae. The coding region runs from base 1 to 1509 and encodes 502 amino acids.
AUGAAAAAUAAGUUCCAAUCGCCGUUCACACCUCCUAAAUAUAAACCUCAAGGAGAACUUAUAAUACCUUCUCCGCUUCAAAGAUAUAUUGAAAAGUCAUCAUUUGAUUUUGAAGGCUUCGAACUACAGCCAGUAGAUGAAGAUCAUAUCGAAAUUAGGGAUUAUGUUGUUCGAAAGUACGCAAAUACUCUUUCAGAAGCAUUUUCGUUAAUUUUGAAUGAUGCAAUUUCUAUCUCUAAUACAAUUAAAGAACUAAAAAGUGAGCGAACAACGUUACAUUCAUCGGUUGAUGCCAAAUAUCCGAAACAAAUCUUGAACAGCUCUGAAAUUGAUUUCAUGGUUGAUGUUUGCUCAUCUCUUACAAGUAGUAACGACGUCACCACACUUACACUUAGUGAAGAAUUUGGGACUACAACUAAAAGCUCUCCAUUCGAAAGCGACUUUGAUACCGAAAAUACACAAUCACUUACAAUCGAUGACUCCACAUGUGACACACUCUACUCUACUACUGAUCCAGCGCUUACAACAACCGGCUUUUUGAAACUUCCGGGUGACACAUUCCCACUUCGAGACAAAAGUCCACAAGACAUCAUCAACCAAGUCUUACCUCUUUCUCAACUUCGAGGUCCUGCAGCCCAAGUUAUCAAAAACAACUACGACUCCCUUAAAGGAAAGUUUGCAUUUCCAUUCAAACUUCCAAACAACAACAACAAUAAUAACAACGACCGACUUCCUCUUAUGAGAGAAGACAGUCUUGAGAACACUUAUAUUGGUUCACCAUCAAGUUCAAACAGUUUAUUCAACUCACUUCGAAACACGACGCAGAACAAAUUUCCACCGAAACCAUUUGAUUAUGUUCCAAAAUUACCACAAUUUAAACCACCAGAGAAUGACACUGAGAUUUUAGACAUCUCCGGCUGUGUUAUUGAACCAAUGAAAUCACUCUCACCACCACCAUCAAGUUUAGAACGUGUUGACAGUCUUGUUGUUCAAUUGAAAUCUAUGUCACCACCUAAAAACUUAUUACUUGCCGAACAAAGUUCAGAAUUAUUUAAUUCAUUAGAGAAUCUUAAUGCCGAACCUCGAAAAUUCAAUAUAAAUAACAACAAUAACAACAUUAAUAAUAUUAGCAAUCAUAAAAAUGAUUCUAUUGAAGCUUUCAUUCCAGAAGAACUUGAUUCUGACGACUUAGACUCACUUCAACCUAAGAAGCAGAAAUCAAAAAAAAACACACGCUUUGAUUUUGAAUCAUAUUCAUCGAAACGUCGUUCAAACUCACCUCCAAACAUCAUCUAUCCACUUGAAUCACCAAUUGUUCCUUCAAUUUCAGAACGUGUCAAUGUUCAGAAGCGAUGUCGUGCAGGCACAAUCAUUGGUCUUCCACCUCUUCCCGAACUUGAUGUUCUUCCUAAACUUGACUUAACACGUCCCGGUAUCAAUCUUCAACCAAGUGUUUAUCCAUCUCGUAACGAACCGGAUGAUUCAUUUGACUCAUUACGAGGUUCAUAA